Acomys russatus (golden spiny mouse) is the source of this 480-nucleotide messenger RNA. Its product is annotated as 60S ribosomal protein L18a-like. The transcript has a single exon. Gene Ontology annotation, biological process: translation. Gene Ontology annotation, molecular function: structural constituent of ribosome. Gene Ontology annotation, cellular component: cytosolic large ribosomal subunit; ribosome. The record is from RefSeq and is a predicted model, not a curated record. NCBI's taxonomy places the organism in Eukaryota, Metazoa, Chordata, Mammalia, Rodentia, Muridae.
AUGAAGGCGUCUGGCACGCUUCAGGAGUACAAGGUGAUGGGGAGCUGCUUGUCCACCCCGAAGUGCCAUACGCCACCCCUGUACCGAAUGCGCAGCUUUGCGCCCAACCAUGUGGUGGCCAAGUUCCACUUCCGGUACCUCGUGUCGCGCAGCUGAGGAAGAUGAAGAAGUUCGUCCGGGGAGAUAGUGUCCUGCGGGCAGGUGUUUGAGAAGUCCGCGCUUCGUGUGAAGAAUUUUGGCUUCUGGCUGCGCUACGACUCCCGCAGUGGCGCACACAUGUACCGGGAGUACCGGGACCUAACCACCGCACCCAGUGCUACCCGCGACAUGGGUGCCCGGCCCCGUGCCCUUGCGCACUCCAUCCAGAUCAUGAAGGCGGAAGAGAUUGCAGCUGGUAAGUGCCGUCGGCCAGCUGUCAAGCGGUUCCACGACUCCAAGAUCAAGCUCCCGGUGCCCCAGAGGCCCAACACCUUCUUCUAG